AUGGCAAGAUCGAGGUCUCCAGCUAGGAGAGCUACUCGGCAAACUUCAAAGUCACCGUCACGCAGUACUGCUGCAAAAACAGCUAAUGGAACUGUUAAAAGCCAUUCACAGAAACAGACUCCACCAAGACGACAGUCAAAAAGCCCUGCCAGAGCUCAGCAAAAAUCGGCUUCAAAAGAACGGGCGAGAAGUCGAUCGAGUAGCCGGAUCCGGGCUAUGAAGGAGGCAGCAGAAAGACAGAGCACUCCACCUCCGAAAGUCAAUGUGGCUCGUCGAAUAACUUCUUUUUCCAAUGAAAUUGACAACAAGUCGAAGCCUAAUACAAAGAGUACUGUGACAAUAGGAAAAGAAGUGAAUGAACCUCUUUUCAAACGUGAAUACGUGGCUCCGCUUUUUACUCGUGAUGGAGACAACAGUCUGUUCCACCGUAGAAUCACGGGGCAGAAUGAGGGUUCUUCAUCCUCUAAUGAUCGUUCAAAGCCUGCCAGUGUUUUGCAGAAGAGGAGUAGGGGAUGCGAGCGUGUUAACUGUUUCCUAAACGCAGUUCAGUUGAACAUGGUGAAAUUCAGAUAUUUGUACGCGACAUUACUAGUAAUUUUCACUGCAUUUUGUGUGAUAUGUUACACAGGACACAAAGUAAACCAAACGAUCAAAAAUAUUCAGGAUCAUUUGGCUGAUUACGCUGUCAACGUUGUCUCUAGAUACUUCGAUAAAGCGUCAAAAAAUGUAACUGAUUGA
Messenger RNA from Enterobius vermicularis (human pinworm), 738 nucleotides. The record is from the annotation of a GenBank genome assembly. Lineage: Eukaryota; Metazoa; Nematoda; Chromadorea; Rhabditida; Oxyuridae.